This is a messenger RNA of Saprolegnia diclina VS20, 1394 nucleotides long. RefSeq lists its product as hypothetical. The transcript has 7 exons. Gene Ontology annotation, molecular function: metal ion binding. The coding region runs from base 84 to 1346 and encodes 420 amino acids. The record is from RefSeq and is a predicted model, not a curated record. Lineage: Eukaryota; Oomycota; Saprolegniomycetes; Saprolegniales; Saprolegniaceae.
GACUGCUGCUAUCACACACGAUUUUUGUCUGCCAUCGUGGACAACGCCAUUUGUCGUCAUGGACGAUCACUUGCGAAUUUACCAUGUCGCUGCCGCUGCCGAGGGACUUUUUCACGUGCCCGCCGCUCUCGCCGGGCGAUCAUGGAACCCUCUUGGCGCAGGCCGAGCGCCUCUGCCACGACACGGUGCUCAACGCGGUCACCAUGGCGCGGGCGCCGCCGACCAAAGUCCUCGUCAACGCUUUUACGAAGCGGCGUGCGCAGUUGCACGCGGGCACUGACAUUUACGCGCCCGAGCACUAUGGCAUCACGGGGUCGUCGCAGAUCAAGGCGUCGUACGACGAGUUGUAUGAUUUUUUUCAUUUAAACUCGGACGACAAAGUCCGCACGUACGGCAAAGUCCUUGGCCAAGCCGUUGUGGACCGGCAGACGUUGUACAACUUGUCGGCGCCCGGAGCGACGACCUCGCCCAUGCAUGCCGGCGUCCAAUGGAGUGUGAUUGCGUGUCCGUUCAUCUCGUCGGCGAUCACGCUCAAGCGCGAUUCGUGCUUUCUCGAGGUGCUCGACACGAUUACCUUUGACGACAAGGCCACCGGCCGACGUCGCCGCGGCUUUGUGCGCGCAAUCCACUCGAUCGCACUGGACUGCUGCCCGUCGCUGCGCCAGUCGCAUAGCAUUGUGCGGUCCAGCUUUGUCCGGUCGGGGCACGUCUUUCUCGAGACCAGCGUCCCUGGACUCUUUGACCACUACUUUGCUUACGUCAUUGGCGACCCGGGGUUGACUCCGAAAUUCUUCAACCUCAAAGUGUGUGAGCGCAUGGUGGGCCAGAUGCUCAACCUCGAGCCCCAUUUGGCGCUGAAACGGCUCCCGGCCUUAUUACUAGGGGGCGCUUCCCGGCCGUCGUACCGGUCCGGCGCCCGCAUCACAUACUGCGAGUCGUGCGACACCAAAUUCCAGUUUCUCCGAAGCAAGCACCAUUGCUAUCACUGCCGCCAGAUAGUUUGUCGGCGCUGCAUUCAAGCGUACAAGGUCCCCGUGCUCGACGACGAGACCGCGCCGGUCGUUCGGCUAUGUACCUACUGCUUUUGCGGCAACACGCCCCAGCGCUCGAUGCGAGGGGGACGUGCCCCGCCCACCAUGUUUGCAAUGGUCCCGCGCCACGACAGCGUUGACGAGGAUGCGCGCUGGACCAAUAGCCGCCCGGUACUCGAGCGCGACGGGUCGUCGUCGGAAGCUUCGUUUGUCACUGCGUCGUACAGCGCAGCAUCGCCUCGCAUUCUCUUGGAUCUCGGCGACAGUUUUAUUGCGAGUAGCACCGCUAGCACCGUCCACCUCUACCACCAAUGACAAUAUAAUAGAACUCUAGAUGGAAAAAUUGUGUUCACUCACUCGUAG